Molecule: messenger RNA, 333 nt
Organism: Microthlaspi erraticum
Lineage: Eukaryota; Viridiplantae; Streptophyta; Magnoliopsida; Brassicales; Brassicaceae
Source: the annotation of a GenBank genome assembly
AUGCGAGUUGCGACGGACAUUGCGAGGAAACUUAAUCUCGUCGCAAAUUUGCGAUGCAUUUGCGACGACGUAGCAACGGGUGCGAAAGCCGUCGCAAAUACAUCGCAAAUUUGCGAUGAGAUCAAAUUACCCGCCGAUUCGUCGCAGAUUUGCGAAGCAUUUGCUACCACUUUGCGACGCAAGCAACAAAAGUCGCAAAUCCCUCGCAAAUUUGCGCCACAGUUGCGACAACCGAUGUUCGUCGCAAAUUUGCGAGAAACUUGCGAUGCAAUUGUGACGAUGAGCUCAGUUCGUCGCAACUCCCUUGCAAAAUUGCGACGGACUUGCGAGUAA